This is a messenger RNA of Protobothrops mucrosquamatus (brown spotted pit viper), 1047 nucleotides long. RefSeq names its product interferon stimulated exonuclease gene 20 like 2 (gene ISG20L2). The record is from RefSeq and is a predicted model, not a curated record. The coding region runs from base 1 to 1047 and encodes 348 amino acids. Lineage: Eukaryota; Metazoa; Chordata; Lepidosauria; Squamata; Viperidae. Gene Ontology annotation, molecular function: nucleic acid binding; 3'-5'-RNA exonuclease activity. The transcript has 3 exons. Gene Ontology annotation, cellular component: nucleus.
AUGUCGGACCUGAUGCUCAACCUGGAGACGGCCCUCCCGCCGCCGGCCCCGAGGAGCUCCGCGGGCGGCCACCGGCACCAGCGCUUCGUCAAGCGCCGCCAGUUCCUGGAGCGGCGCGGCUUCCUGAGGCAGAAGCAGCUGCCCGCCCAGCCCCCCGCCCUGCCCAGACGGGGCCCCGCCUCGGGGGGCGGCUGCGCGGGGCCCGCCCGGGCCAAGAAGAAGCCUGCCAAGGGGGCAGCGGGGAGGGGGGGCAGCCGAGCCCCGCUUGAGGAGGGUCCGCCCGGCCGGCCCAAGGAGAGCGCCGCUGCGGGUACGCUGUGCCCCGGAUCCCGGGCGGACGGCCCCUCCUCCGCGGCUGCCUCGGCCUCGAAGAGGACGGGGGCCCCCGCUGGGAAGCCCAACGGGACCCUCUGCAGCCGGGGGGACGUCCCCCGAGUCGGCCCGCUGGACGAAAGCAAGGCCGGCCUCCCCGACGUGCCGGUGGUAGCCAAGCCGGGCAAAAUGGUGGCCAUUGACUGCGAGAUGGUGGGCACCGGGCCCGGCGGGCGCAACAGUGACCUGGCGCGAUGCAGCGUGGUCAGCUACUAUGGCGACGUGAUGUACGACGGCUACAUCCGUCCCCUGAGCCCCAUCACCAACUACCGGACUCGGUGGAGCGGCAUCAGGCAGCACCACAUGAGAGACGCUGUGCCCUUCAAGCUGGCCCAGAGAGAGAUUCUCAAGCUUCUCUCGGGGAAGAUUGUCAUUGGCCACGCAAUCCACAACGACUUCAAAGCCCUCAAAUAUUUCCACCCCAAAUCCAUGACCAGGGACACCUCAAAAAUCCCCCUGCUCAAUCGGAAGGCCGGCUUCCCCGAGAACGAGUCGGCCUCCCUGAAGCGACUCACCAAGCAGCUGCUGCACCGAGACAUUCAGGUUGGUCACAAUGGACACUCCUCGGUGGAAGAUGCCCGGGCCACCAUGGAGCUGUACAAGGUGAUUGAGGUGGAGUGGGAGAGGCAUUUGGCCACCUCCCUCCCCCAGGACGGACCGCCGGGCACCACGUGA